Hypoxylon trugodes is the source of this 1436-nucleotide messenger RNA. RefSeq names its product acyltransferase. Gene Ontology annotation, molecular function: 1-acylglycerophosphocholine O-acyltransferase activity. The transcript has 4 exons. Bases 132 to 1280 code for a protein of 382 amino acids. NCBI's taxonomy places the organism in Eukaryota, Fungi, Ascomycota, Sordariomycetes, Xylariales, Hypoxylaceae. Gene Ontology annotation, cellular component: mitochondrial membrane. The record is from RefSeq and is a predicted model, not a curated record. Gene Ontology annotation, biological process: inner mitochondrial membrane organization; cardiolipin acyl-chain remodeling.
CGCACACAUUGAACCGCCUAAAUUUGUAACAACAUGUAGUCUGGAUCGCGACAUUUAUUCUUCAUCAUUUCAACAUUAAUGUAAGAGCCUCAAUCAUCUGAUAUGCUGUCAGAUUUCACUUGCAAGAGUCAAUGGCGUCCGACAAGGUCGACAUGUCCAAGUCUAAUUCCAACAGGCUGCCGCUUCAACAGCCAAGCCUCCCAUGGCGCAUGACAUCUUCCCUUGUAAUGGGACUGACAUCAGCCCUAUCGAGAGGAUAUCUGUAUGGAUUCAACUCGGUUGAAGUCGUGGGUCUGGAUCGAUUUUUAGAUGUUUUAGAUAAGAGGAAAGAUGUUGAGAAACGAGAGAGAGGUCUUAUUACGGUGUCAAAUCAUAUCAGCGUACUUGACGAUCCUAUAAUAUGGGGAGUCUUGCCACUGCGAUAUGCUUUCAACCCUUCUAACCAUAGAUGGGGCCUGGGAGCUCACGAUAUAUGCUUCAAAAACAAAUUCCUCAGCUCUUUCUUCUAUUCCGGCCAAGUAUUACCAACUCAUAGAUUACAAUACUCGCCUCACGGGGGUCUCUUCCAACCCACAAUCCCACAAGCAAUAAGACUUCUUUCCUCUCAGCCAUUCGCCACCACCCCAACCCCAGCAUCCUCUAAGGAGUCCCAAGACGAACUCCCCGACCCGUUCACAUCAGGCGACCUCACAUUCAGCACAAACGGAAUAGACAACUAUACCGCACCAUCAGUCUACACCCAAAACAAACACAGCUGGAUCCACAUCUUCCCCGAAGCAUGCGUGCACCAGCACCCCAAGCUAUUCCUACGGUACUUCAAAUGGGGCAUCUCACGGUUAAUCCUAGAAAGCGAGCCCGCGCCCGACGUCCUACCAAUGUUCAUCGACGGGACCCAACACGCAAUGCCCGAAGACCGUUCUUUCCCUCGCUUUCUCCCGCGCUUCGGAAUUAAAUUCCGCGUCGCCUUUGGUGAACUCCUAGAUCCCGAAGACAAAUUCGGUGAUUUGCGGAAACGGUGGCGAGAGUUAGUUAAUAAAGAGAAGAGAGGGCUGGUUAUGGGCGAGUUGACGGAUGAGUUGAAGUACGGGGAAGAAGCUACGAGGCUGAGGAUUGAGGUCGCGAAGAGGGUCCGUGAUGAGGUGUUGAAGGUUCGUAGGAGUUUGAGGUAUCCGGAUGAGGAACCGCCGGGUUUUGAGCUGGCGGAGACUUGGGCGCGGGAGCCGAAUAAGGAUCGGUUUAGGAGUGAUGUUGAUGAUAGUUUGGUUAAUAAGAGGGAUUGAGAUCUGGUCUUAUACUUAAGCCUGUUAACACGGUAGAGUUUAUGGGCGUAACACAUUCGAAGGAGUUGUUUGUUGAAUAAAAUAAUAUUUAUGUGUCACCUGAAUAUUGCUCUAUUUGCUACCGUAUUGCGGUGGAAAAGAUUCAUAUAACAUCAA